Messenger RNA from Mucor velutinosus, 861 nucleotides. RefSeq lists its product as uncharacterized. Lineage: Eukaryota; Fungi; Mucoromycota; Mucoromycetes; Mucorales; Mucoraceae. The transcript has a single exon. The coding region runs from base 1 to 861 and encodes 286 amino acids. Gene Ontology annotation, molecular function: DNA binding. The record is from RefSeq and is a predicted model, not a curated record.
AUGGAAACCUACAUUGGCUACAUAAAGACACCUCAGGACGCCUUGAUGGUAUUUGAAGCAUGCAGAAGAAAUCAACUGGUCAGAGUACAGCGCAGAUUAUCCUCUAAAGAAAGAAUCCAAAUUCGAUCAGGUUCCGUUUUUGCUUGGGAUGAAAGAGAAGCUGGAAUGCGUCGUUGGACGGAUGGUCGCACCUGGUCUCCUAGUCGUGUAUUAGGCAGCUUCCUGACUUAUCGUGAAUUGGAUACAAAGCGUAGACCUCGUCGUCCUUCCAGCAUUAAUACAACCAAAUCAUCGGCUGCUUGCUCGUACAAACCAGAUGGCCUCAUUAAACAGAGUUUCUCCAUUUGCACUGCCACAAAUCAAAAGCUACACUUGAUUUCUUACUACUCAAAAUCUGAUGUAUUGGCUGGACGCUUGCAUCAGCCCACCACCGACCCUGCCUUGAGUACUAUCAGCAUACCUAAAGGCCUAUAUCCUGAAUUGAACCCUCUAGACACCAGUGGUGGCCACUCGGCUACACUCCACAACAUGAGAGAUUCCGCAUUACCAUCAAGCCCUUGUUUAUCCACCAUCUCAUCCACUAAUGAUAGCUAUGAUUCUCCCUCUCUUUCUCCAUCUCUUCCGCCUUCCUUAUCGUCCUCCUCUCCAAGCACAUGUGAUGACGAUGCUAUGAUGACUGAUGUAUUACCAUCACCGCAUUCCAUGUAUUCUUCUGUAUCGCCCUACUCUAGCAACUUAUCGCCCAUGAUUGCCACCAGCUGCACAACAGGUUUACCAGCUCAAGACAUUGCUUGGGAGAAGAUUCCCUCUUCUGAAGAUCAGAGACAGCUAGGUGCUCUCCAAAGCCUACUGCGCUUAUAA